AUGGCAUAUUCACAAGAUUUAUUAAACGCAUAUCGAGCAAUCAGCGUUAUCACGUUAGCUUUAUCUCUCUAUGGGAGUAUCCAUUAUGCCCAUAACCGGUUUGAACCCGAAACUCCAUUCACGUCCUAUUACAUUUUGUUAGUUCUUUUUUGGGUUCUUAUGUACAUCAGACAAUUCGGCUUAACCAUUGCAACAUUCAUUGUCAAUGAGACUCGUCUUGAAACGAUCAUUGCAGUAGGAUGGCAUUUCCCAGUCUUUAACACUUUGCAUUAUCUUUGGGCUGAAUCAUUUAUUAAUCAGUAUUAUAUACUUGCUGAAUUAUUCCUUGUAUUCAAUUUAUUUAAUUUGAUAAGAAUGUAUUCCAGACAUAAGACUUACACCCAUGCUCCUUUGACCGACGGGUACUUUCUUCAUUUCACCAUUGCUUCAAUUCCAUUAUCUUGGGUCAUAUAUGCCUUAUUCUGGAAUGGGGAUGUUAUGUUUCAUCUUGAAGACAAAUUAUGGGCCAGAAUCCUUGCCAAUGUUUUUAUUUGGGUCUUCUUCGUAUAUGGAUUAGCUGUGCUUUAUUGGUUUAGAGAUUUUUCAGCUGCUGGAAGUACUGCUUAUUUUAUGUUGGCAGUUGGGAUAAGACAAGUAGACACAAAGUUAUUUGGCCUUCAAUGGAUAUUUGCUUUUGUUAUCUUCGGAGUUUUAUUAUGCUUGAGUGUAUUCGUGUUGAUUAGGCGUUGGGGUGAACGCUCCGAGCCUGAAAGAGAUCCAUUGUUGGGAGGCGGAGGUGUUUAG
Hemisphaericaspora subhashii is the source of this 783-nucleotide messenger RNA. Its product is annotated as DUF1774 domain-containing protein. NCBI's taxonomy places the organism in Eukaryota, Fungi, Ascomycota, Pichiomycetes, Serinales, Debaryomycetaceae. The coding region runs from base 1 to 783 and encodes 260 amino acids. The record is from RefSeq and is a predicted model, not a curated record. The transcript has a single exon.